GAUACCCUUUCCCACUCGGGCGCCUAUCCGCCAUGUGGAUUCCACAAAACCCUCUUCACAAGCUGAAGAUUGCUGUUCAUCUUCUCCAAGCAACCCUCACCUUCAUCACAGGAUGUAUGACACUGGCAAUUCUAUCAGAAAAGGGAAAUCAUGACAGCCGGGUGCAAUGGUGUUUUGCUCUGUGCAUAGUACCUUGCUGGACAAGGCUAUGGCGUCUGGCUAAUCCUUACAUCUUCUUUACCAUCGACUCGGUUUUCACGAUUUUCUGGAUCUCGGCGUUCGCCUCUACUUGUGCUUGGACGGCGAAGGGCAUGCAGAAAGGUGCUGUUGACAAAAAGUUGAGCGCAAGCGAUGCGUCUUGCUCAGCCUUUUCUUUUGGUUCAACGUCAACGUGUAACCUUGCAAAAGCCACGACAGGCCUCGGAGUUGCACUAUGCAUUUUCUUUUUGUUUGCAGCAAUCGUCUCCGGCAUCGAUGCCUACAAGUUCUGGAAGUCAGGAACUGUACGCACACAACCAGAGAUCUAUGGCCAGACGCCUUCUCGUGCUUCUUCACCGGAGGGCAAGGACGAAUGGUCGCUCAGUACGGACGAUCUGCACGGUGCAAAGAGCACCUAUGCUUCGGAUGCGUAUCAAGGCUGGACACAAGACCCUGAACCUGAGUUCUUCGAGACGGACACAUCAGAGGGACGCCACCCUGGACAACAUAUCCGUAACCCGAGUACGAAGACGAUACCCUACGAGAGGGAUCUCACGCCCAGUGCUAUGAGUCCUGUAGUGGCAGAGAUGCGCUAUACAGGCAUCUUUCCGCCAGCGACGGCGAACUACAGCUUCUCGAGAGAA
Messenger RNA from Aureobasidium vineae, 842 nucleotides. The record is from the annotation of a GenBank genome assembly. NCBI's taxonomy places the organism in Eukaryota, Fungi, Ascomycota, Dothideomycetes, Dothideales, Saccotheciaceae.